AUGGCUACAAUUCUCAAGCUUGUUUUUGUUAUGAUUCUGAUUCUUCCCUUAUUUCUUGUUGCACUUGAAGAUGGUGGUAAUAAAAGAAAUUCUAGGAGGAUGAUGCAUUCGAGUAGUCUUAAAGAUAAGAGUGACAAACAAGAGAAUAAUAGAGGACAAGAACAUCCAAUGGACCAUAAAUUUAAGGGGGGAAGCGAUGGUUAUAAAAGAGAGAAAAAAUGCUUUCGAUGCGGAGAUCCUGGGCAUAAUGCGUUCGAUUGCACUUCUGGCAAAAAGUUGUGUUUCAAUUGUAAGAAUCCAGGACAUUUUGCCAUAGAAUGCGAACAAGUGAAAGAGGAACCUUAA
Vicia faba (fava bean) is the source of this 345-nucleotide messenger RNA. NCBI's taxonomy places the organism in Eukaryota, Viridiplantae, Streptophyta, Magnoliopsida, Fabales, Fabaceae. The record is from the annotation of a GenBank genome assembly.